Messenger RNA from Glycine soja, 1189 nucleotides. RefSeq names its product 60S ribosomal protein L2, mitochondrial-like. Gene Ontology annotation, cellular component: large ribosomal subunit; ribosome. Gene Ontology annotation, molecular function: structural constituent of ribosome; RNA binding; transferase activity. NCBI's taxonomy places the organism in Eukaryota, Viridiplantae, Streptophyta, Magnoliopsida, Fabales, Fabaceae. The transcript has 5 exons. Gene Ontology annotation, biological process: cytoplasmic translation. The record is from RefSeq and is a predicted model, not a curated record. Bases 311 to 898 code for a protein of 195 amino acids.
AAACUAACCCAUGCGUUGCUCCCUUCCUCAUCGUUGCCAAUUGUGGAGUUCCGACACAGCAUCGUCAUCUUCCGCGAACACUGCCGACAAUAACCAUGUCCCCACUGCAAACCCAACAUCAAUGCAACAUCAUUUUACCGUAACGUAACGUAACCACGAGAUGCCUCUAUUCUAGCACUUGGAACCCCAAAUCCAGUGCCAAUUCCUCCGCUCCUUUUCGCAGACGAAGGCACAUUCUGAUGUUCACAAGAUUGGAAGGCAAGACUAAAGAUUCCACCACCUGAUACAAGCUAGAAAACAGAGGUUUGAAAUGGCUGUGUCACUGUGGAGAAGUCGCACUGCUUCAUCAGCACUGAACUUGUUCAACAAUACUCUUCGCCGUUUCUCUUCCGAGGCAACAAACUCCAGUCCUCAUAGUACACGAGAGAGUAUGAUGUAUUCUGACAUAAACUCACGAAUUGGGAGUUGCAUGCCACUGUCUGCAAUGCGCAUUGGAACAAUCAUUCACAACAUUGAGUUGAACCCAGGGCAAGGUGGCAAGCUCGUCCGAGCUGCUGGAACUAGUGCAAAGAUCUUGAAAGAGCCCACAUCGGCAUACUGUUUAAUCCAACUGCCCUCGGGUGUUAAAAAGUUGAUUGAUUCUCGAUGUAGGGCCACUGUUGGUGUUGUAUCUAAUCCAAGCCAUGGGGAUCGCAAACUUAGGAAGGCCGGACACAGCCGAUGGCUUGGUCGAAGACCAGUUGUCCGAGGAGUGGCAAUGAAUCCAGUAGAUCAUCCUCAUGGUGGAGGAGAGGGUAAGAGCAAGAGUGGUGGACGAUUUGGGCGAGGAUCUCUCACUCCUUGGGGCAAGCCAACUAAGAGUGGCUACAAGACUGGACCCCUGAAGCGCAAAAGGUAGUAGGAUACCAUAUUCAUUAUAGCUGUUUCUGAUGUUUCCUUAUGAGAUGCUUGUAAGUUGUAAUAAUUGUGGAAACUGUCAUUCCUAUUUAGGAAAUUCAUUGAACUGAUUAGGUUCACAGCCAAUUUGUGGAUUUUAUGGGUUCAAAUUUUAUUGUUGUUAAAGUAAAAUGUUUUUGAAAUGAUCACAUUUUCCUCUGAACUGGACUUGCAUUCAGCUUAUUAUACACCUCCAUUGUUCACACUUCACACUAGAUGAAGUUUGCUAGACUGGCUAUUAUGCGUUUAUGAA